GCUUCGCCAUUGACGGACCCACGAUCAAGGGAAAGGGUCAGAGAGGCACUUCGACAAGCAGCUGCUGCACGUUUCGUCUUCAACCGCAACUUUGGCUUUGAGCUACCAUUUUUAACACUUGGUUCAGUCUUGUUUUAUUUCCAGUGGAUAAUUACGGUUAACAGUUGUGUAUCGCCAUCAUUGAAGAACGGUUUUUUUUUUUUUACCACAUUCUCGAAGUAACGGGCGGCGGAGAACCUCAGCUAGCGGCGGCUAUAACGAGGCUAGCAGGCUAACGUUAGCUAGCGACCUGGCUAGCUGCACACGAGCUGAGCACUGCUCGGUGGGGCGGCUUGCCUACAGUGUCGUUUGAUGGAUCCAAGAAUCGCCUGGUUUCAACCAGAACAACGUGGACCCGCGAACAACCUGUGGAUGCAAAUUUGGGAGACGACUCAGGGGUUCGGCUACUUGCAUGUGAAUAACAGCUACAUCACUGGAUCUCAGAACACGUCGAGCCUAAAAGCGAUCGUCAACGGGGCGUCGGGAGCACUCCUCGCCGACAGAAACGGGGCACUUGAUACAAACACCGGCGGCGGCGGCGAAGCCAGGACUCAAACCGUGUCGUCCCCGAUGGCGAACCGGGAAUUAACGGCACAGCGGGACUUUCUACCACUGGAAACCAAUUGCAACCACAACAACCGCGCCGGUGGCAGGGGCGGUGUCGGCGGAGGGAGGCAGCAGGGCAGUGCUGUGCUUUCGAGGUGGUCGGCUGACGGUCAACCCAACAAAAGGAAAAGAGACAACAAAGCUAGCACUUUCGGAUUCAAUUCUAGCCUCUUGAACAGCACCAUCGCCAGCUCCAACACGGGAGCCUAUGACGGUUAUGCGGGCACACCGUGGAAAGAAAGGACCUACUCUGAGGGAAUCAUCGGGUUACACGAGGAGGUCAAAGACUUCUUUAGGUACAUCUCCCCGCGGGCGGAGGAGGAGAAGAUGAGAGCUGAGGUGGUGGACAGAAUAAAGGAAGUCAUCAAAGACCUGUGGCCCAGUGCUGAGGUCCAAGUCUUUGGGAGUUUCAGCACUGGUCUUUAUCUGCCAACAAGCGACAUUGACUUGGUGGUUUUUGGGAAGUGGGGAACCCUCCCACUGUGGACACUGGAAGAGGCUCUCCGAAAGAGGAAAAUCGCAGAUGAGAACUCCAUCAAAGUUCUGGACAAAGCCACGGUUCCCAUCAUCAAACUGAGAGACUCCGUCACUGAGGUCAAAGUGGACAUCAGCUUCAACGUGAAAAAUGGUGUUGAAGCUGCCCGGCUCAUCAAGGAAUUCAAAGAGAAAUACCCCGUUCUGCCUUACCUGGUCCUGGUGCUGAAGCAGUUCCUACUGCAGAGGGACCUCAAUGAGGUUUUUACCGGCGGGAUUGGCUCCUACAGUGUCUUCCUCAUGGCUGUCAGCUUCCUGCAGCUUCACUACCGGGAGGACGUGUGCAGCCCCAACAUCAACAUCGGCGUUCUGCUCAUCGAAUUCUUCGAGCUCUACGGCCGCCACUUCAACUACCUGAAAACUGGCAUCAGGAUAAAAGACGGAGGCUGCUACGUUGCCAAAGACGACGUUCAGAGAAACAUGGACAGAUACAGGCCCUCCAUGCUCUACAUUGAGGACCCGCUGCAGCCGGAUAACGACGUCGGUCGGAGUUCAUACGGCGCCAUUCAAGUGAAGCAGGCCUUUGACUACGCCUACGUGGUGCUCAGCCACGCCGUGUCACCCAUCGCCAAGUACUAUCCCAACAACGAGACGGAGAGCGUGCUUGGCCGAAUAAUUCGGGUAACCCAGGAAGUGCACGAGUACAGGGAAUGGAUCAAGAAGAACUGGGGGAGUCAGUCUCAGAAUGAUGUGCCACUCAACAGAAAUGACGUCACACUGUUUGAGUCCCAGCAGCUCGAUGAGCGCAACAACAACGUCUCUGAUGACGACGACGAUGACGUUGUCAUUCUACCGUCUGCCCCCCAGAGCAAAACCUCCUCCAAUUCCUCCUCGCCGUCACCCUCAUUGCGGUCCUCCUCUUCCCCACUGUCGCCUUCCUCCACAACCGCAACCUCCAGCUCCAGCGACGCGGACUCUGAUGGCACGCCAUGUAAGACGGCCAAGCAGCAGCAGCAGCAGCAGCAGCAGUCCGGCCGGGGCUCCAGCGGUCACAGAGAAAAGUCCACCGUCGCCAAUAGCAACCGAACACAGAGCCAGGCGAACAGCACUCCGUCUGGAAGCAACAAGGGUGGCAAGGCCAGGACGUCUCGUGCCAACCAGAAGAGCGGCAACCAGGGGCAGCAGAGCUCCACCCCUAGCACCAAAAGUCACCAGAGCAACAAGCCACAUCACCAGGGCAACAGCAAGAAGAGGAAAAAUGUGCGAGACUCUACACAGGAGGACCUCUGCAGAUAGGGGUGACUUUGCCUCCCCCCCACCCACACACACACACACACACACCCCUACCCCCCUCGUCUCCCUCUUCCCGUCCUCGUCUGCAACUGACUGACUGUCCGGUCCCACUUGUGCUGCCGGACUCCAGCCCCGGGAGAUUGAAAGAAGUAUAAGAAAGAACAUCCACAGUAACUGUCUCUCUAUUGAAGCUUUUCGGGGUGACAAAGCAACAAUUUCUUGCGGGACAAAAAAAAAAAGAACAAAAAAAGAAUUGUUAUAGGAAAUGAGGUUAAAUUUCUUGAACUUUGAACUGAAAUCGCGGAGCUCAUUUGCUUCUCCAUGGCUUCUUCUACGGAGGGGUGUUCCUUCCUGCAGCCAGCAUCUACACGACAUGCCUCUUGCGCCUCCUGCUGUUCAGGAAUGGACAUGGCCGGGAUCUGGAAUCGACUCUGCAGCAAUAUCUGCUGGAAAAUAGGAUGAGAAAUUUAAGCCACAAAAAAAGAAGAAAAAGACAAAAUCGAAAAAUGUGGUUGAUCUGCAGACAAACAUGUACACAGAUUUUAUUAACUUACAAAUGCAAUCAGUAGGAGUGGGACAUAAUUUCUGCAUGGGAUUUUUUUGUUUUUUUUUU
Molecule: messenger RNA, 3025 nt
Organism: Pungitius pungitius (ninespine stickleback)
Lineage: Eukaryota; Metazoa; Chordata; Actinopteri; Perciformes; Gasterosteidae
Gene: tent4b
Product: terminal nucleotidyltransferase 4B
Exons: 12
Coding region: 352-2415 (687 amino acids)
Biological process (GO): RNA 3'-end processing
Cellular component (GO): nucleolus; TRAMP complex
Molecular function (GO): poly(A) RNA polymerase activity; mRNA binding
Source: RefSeq, a predicted model, not a curated record